AUAAAAACUAAUGUAAAUGUGCCUUAUGAUAUGAAUAUGUAGCGGACGAAGGAAAACUUUGGUUUGUUGAUUUAAAACUAUCAUAAAAAGUAGUAUCAUGGCGUCUAAGAUCCGUGUGGACAAUACCGUUAACGAACGUCGUUUACGUCCGAUAUAUAAUUGGUUGGAUAAUGGAAAUAAUAAAAAAGCUCUUCAAGAAGCAGAUAAAGUACUUAAAAAACAACCAAGCAAUCAAUGUGCUAGAGCGCUCAAAGCUUUGGCUUUAUUACGACUUGGUAAAGAAAAUGAAUGUCAAAUUAUUAUGGAUAAAGUACGUUCAGAGAUUCCUUGUGAGGAUUGCACUUUGCAGGUCAUGAGUAUUUGUUAUAGAGAAAGACAUCAACCUGAUAAAAUUAGUGAAGUGUAUGAAGCUGCAGUUAAAGUAGAUCCUAGCAAUGAAGAAUUAUUAACACAUCUUUUCAUGUCCUAUGUUCGUCUUGGUGAUUAUAAAAAACAGCAACAAACAGCACUUGCCUUAUAUAAAUUAAAACCAAAAAAUCCUUAUUAUUUUUGGGCUGUGAUGAGUAUAGUUAUGCAAGCUAUUCAUGUAGAUGAAAAGUUAGCAAAAGGAGUUACUUUACCUUUAGCAGAAAGAAUGGUAUUGAAAUUAAUUAAAGAGGGAAAAAUGGAAGCAGAACAAGAAGUGCAACUUUACUUAAUGAUAUUAGAACUUCAAGGUAAAAGUGAAGAAAUGUUAAAUGUUUUAUCAGGACCCUUAGCUUCACAUCUUUCAUCUGUUUCACAACAUAAAGCAGCACUUUUAUUAAAAUUGGAACGUUUUUCUGAAGCGGCUAAUGCAUAUAAGGAACUCAUUAGUGAAAAUGUUGACAAUUGGACAUAUUAUCAAGAUUAUCUUCUUGCUGCUCUUAAAUGUCAAAAGCCAGAAGAAUGUUUAAAUUUUUUUAAUAAAAUUAUAACAACAUCUGAGAAAAAAUUUAGAGGUCCUUAUCUUGCAAAAUUUGAAUUAUUAAAACUUACUCAAAAUGAUGAUGUUAUUGAAAAUGUUAGUGAACCAAUUGAUUUAAUGUAUCAAUAUUUUUCACAAUUUGGAGAAAAAAUUUGUGUAGUUGGAGAUUUACGUUUAUACUUACAUUUAUUAACAUCUACAGGAAAGCAGCAGUUAAUUCAGAAGAUAGAAGAUGAUGUUGGUGUUAAAUCUGAAGGAUUUCCAACUACUGUACAACAAAUGCAAAAACAUAUUCAUUUAGAACAAUUACGUCGUAUUUGUGGUUUUCAUUGUCCUCCAUAUGUUGAUAUAAAUAAACAGAAACAAUUAGUAGAACGAUUAUGUAAAUUAUAUAAAAAGGGUAAUGAAUUAUGCCCAAUCCAAGACAGAUUACCAACUGAUUUUUGUCCAGCGGAUUCUUAUAUUCUUUUAGCAACGCAUUUAUUACAUGAAUUAUGGUAUAAUACAAAUGAUGCAGUUUAUCUUUAUAGGGCAAUGGAAUUAUUAGAAUGUGGUUUAUUAUCAAGUCCUGCUAAUUUUUAUAUAAAAAUUCUAUUAGUACGAAUAUAUUUAGAAGCAGGAUUAAUUGGUGCUGCAGAUCAUGUUUUUAUAUUGGAUGUUAAACACAUUCAGUUAGAUUCAUUGGGUUAUUUACAUGCACCAUUACUUGCUCCACUUGGCCAUCUUUCAUUAGCUUCCAUAACGUUAGAUCAUACAACUAAAUUUUUUAUUGCAAAUUACAAAGAUAGUGCAGAUCAUUUAACAUUUGCUUAUAAAUAUGGAAGUUUUGUAAAGAUUCAAGAAUUUGUGGAGUUAAAAGAACGUUUGGAAAAUUCUUUUCACUUUGUUAUGACUACUGUAGAUAAAAUGCUUCUUGAAUUAAGUUGGUGUAAUAGUUCCGCAUCUUUAAUUUCUACUUUAGAUAAUAUGGAUAUACAAUUAACUGAAGAUUCUGUUCGAUUGAAUUCUUUACGAGAUAACCGUGAUUUAGAGGUUGUUCCUGGAUGGGAACCACUUACAGAAAAUGGUAAAGAUUCUAGAAUGCAAGAAGAAACACGCAUAUGCAUGCUGAGAUUACUUGCAGUAAGGGAUUUGAUUUUAAAAAUUUUAGCAGCAUGCGUAGCACCUGAUAGUUCCUCUCUUCUUAUUCGAUUUUCUAAUGAAUUAAAACAAUUGAAUAAUGAGCAAAUUCCUUCUAUUCUUCAAAAAUUUGAAUUAGAGGGAAAAAAGAUUAGAUCAUGUAAAAUGUUAGUUCCUAUGGAUGCAGUUGAAAGGUUAAGCGAAGCUUAUUACUCCGAGCAACUGAAGACAAUCGCCCGACUUGCAGAAUCACUUGCACAGUCACGUUAUCCUGAUCUUGAAUGUAUUCAAAUGCUGCAGACUUCACCAUGUCUUCAGACGAUAGAUAUUCCUGAAAAAAGAAUUCCAGUGUCUUUCAAGCAUUUUUUAUUAAGAGCAUCCACAUGUAGUGAAUCUCUUGCAAUUAUUAGUGCCAUAUGUACUCUGUGUGCAACGCAAUUACAGCCUAAGACUUCGCAAAAAAAGAACAAGAAAAAAUGUAACAAACAAAUAGCAUCUCUUCCAUUAAAUGAUAAUGACCAUAAUUGGAAAGAAGUAGCGAUAUUACUUGAAGAGCGAAUUCAAAAUUUAGAUUCAGUAUUGUCAGAAUUUGAAAAAUAUCAAUUACAUACAGGAUUAAAUAAUGACGAAGAUGUGUGUGCUACAAUAAUUAAAUAUGGACAGGAUAGUUUGGGACAAAGUUGUAGAUCGUUAAAAUCUCGAGCUCAAAUCACUUUAAAACUUUUAACUAAUUUAAAAAGCUGAAAUUGUACGAAAACUCUUGUACAAAGAAUAUCCAUCCAACUAUUCAUUGAUUUUUAAAAACGAAUCAUUUAUUGUGUACAUAGUUCUUAGUCCUAAUCAAUUAUAAAUACCGACUGAAUUCUUUAAAUGCUGCAA
Molecule: messenger RNA, 2944 nt
Organism: Apis florea (little honeybee)
Lineage: Eukaryota; Metazoa; Arthropoda; Insecta; Hymenoptera; Apidae
Gene: psidin
Product: phagocyte signaling impaired
Biological process (GO): N-terminal peptidyl-methionine acetylation
Cellular component (GO): cytoplasm; NatB complex
Molecular function (GO): protein binding
Source: RefSeq, a predicted model, not a curated record